Molecule: messenger RNA, 759 nt
Organism: Gordionus sp. m RMFG-2023
Lineage: Eukaryota; Metazoa; Nematomorpha; Gordioida; Chordodea; Parachordodidae
Exons: 1
Coding region: 1-759 (252 amino acids)
Biological process (GO): base-excision repair
Cellular component (GO): nucleus
Molecular function (GO): double-stranded DNA 3'-5' DNA exonuclease activity; phosphoric diester hydrolase activity; DNA-(apurinic or apyrimidinic site) endonuclease activity
Source: RefSeq, a predicted model, not a curated record
AUGAAAGACCAUAGUAUUAGGAUGAUUUCCUUAAAUAUAAGAUCGCUAAGUGACAAACUCACAAUUCUUAGGCAAACUAUAAACGAUCAACGAUACGACAUCCUCCUUCUACAAGAAACUCACUUGAAAGAAACGGAAGUAAGAAAUCUCUUAGAAUACACCUUAUACUGCAGCUCGAAUGCUGAACAUGUUUGGGCAGGUGUAGCAAUCUUAAUCCAUAACAAACUAAUUUAUGUAAGCUUUAAUCCAAUUUCCAGUCUCAUUUGCUGUCUUACCUUAAAUAUUGGUUACAAGAAAAUUCACCUGUUCAAUAUUUAUUCACCACAUAAUAAUAAAGUUUUUUACAUAGAGCUGGAAAAUAUCUUAAAAGAACUACCUCAUCGAGAUAGUAUCAUAUUAGCUGGCGAUUUCAAUGCCUCGGUUGGGAAGCCUAACAAUUCUACCUGCCUCGGGAACGCCACUCUAGUACAAAGUACGAACACUAAUGGCAAAAAACUAAUAGAAAUCUGUGAACACUUCAAUUUGAAAAUAGGAAAUACCUUCUUCAAUCAUCCUAACCAUCACACCAUGACCUACAAAAGCCCAUCUUUUGGCACUACCUCACAAAUUGAUUUCUUUGUAAUUUCCAACAAUAUAUUUAAGUGGGUGAAGGACAUCAAAGUCAUCAGCAAACUGAAUUUCACCUUAUUUACGGACCAUUACCCACUAAUGCGAGCUAAGGAUAAAAAAUACCAUUUUUCCAAACCGAAAUCAACAUAG